CUGCGGGUGCGAUUCCUUUCUUCGGGGAACAAUCUGUAGACCCGUCACGUGACAGGCCCCCGGAACUCGGAUAGAGAGGGCGAGGGAUUCGAGCACCGCGAGCGGCCCCAAGAAACGCCGAAGCGAGCGCAAACCAGCCAGAACCAAAGAGCCGGUCGCCUGGCCGAUGGUGAGGAUCCUCCCGAUGGCCGUCUCCUACUCCUUCCAGCUCGCCGCCCUCCGUCCCCCCUCCGCCGCCGUCCGGCUCGCCUCCAACGCCCGCCUCGGCCUCCACUCCGUCCCCUUCCGCCGCCUUGUUCUCUCCCAUCUCGGAAGCGCUAUGCAUCACCAGCAGUUGUUUGGAAUAAGACCUUGUAAGUUGAUAAGAAAAGCGAGAGGCGUAGAGGCCAGUGCUGCUGGAAAUAUGACGACUCAAGCAAGCACCACUGUUAGUCAAGAAGAGGCCUUAGAGUGGGUGAAAAAGGACAAGAGGAGGCUUCUUCAUGUUGUUUAUCGUGUUGGGGACUUGGACAAGACAAUAAAGUUCUACACAGAGUGCUUGGGCAUGAAAUUGCUGCGAAAACGUGACAUUCCUGAGGAAAGAUACACAAAUGCUUUCCUUGGAUACGGGCCUGAAGACUCACAUUUUGUUGUUGAACUCACUUACAAUUAUGGGGUUGACAAGUAUGAUAUUGGAGAUGGUUUUGGUCACUUCGGUAUUGCAGUUGAGGAUGUUGCCAAGACGGUGGAUCUUAUAAAAGCCAAGGGAGGAAAAGUGACGAGGGAACCUGGCCCAUUAAAUGGGGGCAAAACUCUGGUUGCCUCUAUUGAAGAUCCAGAUGGUUAUAAGUUUGAGCUUUUGGAAAGGGGCCCUACACCAGAGCCCUUUUGUCAAGUAAUGCUUCGUGUAGGAGAUCUUGAUCGUGCUACAAACUUCUAUGAGAAGGCAUUUGGUAUGGAGCUUCUACACAAACAAGACAAUCCUGAGUACAAGCAUACUAUGGCAAUGAUGGGAUAUGGUCCUGAAGAUAAAAAUGCAGUGGUGGGGUUGAUGUACAACUACGGGGUUAAAGAAUAUGACAAAGGAAAUGCCUAUGCUCAGAUUGCGAUAGGCACAGAUGAUGUUUAUAAAACUGCAGAAGCAAUAAAACUGUACGGGGGAAAAAUUACUCGUGAACCAGGCCCUUUACCUGGCAUUAACACAAAGAUCACUGCCUGCUUGGAUCCUGAUGGUUGGAAAACGGUCUUUGUUGACAACAUAGAUUUUGCCAAGGAACUGGAAUGAACUGAUCAUCAUGCCUAAGCUUCUAGUGCUGAGUUUGUCAAGGAAUAUCUGACCUCCUAUCACUAAAUGCGGCCUUUGCCUGUCAAGUCUUGUAAAAGCACAGACCACCCCACAACACAAGACACCCACCACCCCACCCCACCCCCCCUCAGUUUGUACAUAAGCCAUUCAACCUUCCAUGUUAGUGAUAGCAUGUAACACAUCUGAUCCAUAUAGCGCGGUGUAGAUGUGAGAUUCCUUUUGAUGCAAUUUUAAUUUAUUCAUCAUAUCAAUCUAGUUUGGCUCCAACUCAUUCUUAUUAUAUUGGUUCUGCUUAUUAAAUUGCCACGGUGACAUUCAUGUUGGCAUGACAAUUUAACAUUUGGCGUAUGCCUUCAAUCCAGAUCUGUUGGUCA
Messenger RNA from Elaeis guineensis (African oil palm), 1659 nucleotides. RefSeq names its product probable lactoylglutathione lyase, chloroplastic. Gene Ontology annotation, cellular component: cytoplasm. The record is from RefSeq and is a predicted model, not a curated record. Lineage: Eukaryota; Viridiplantae; Streptophyta; Magnoliopsida; Arecales; Arecaceae. Gene Ontology annotation, molecular function: metal ion binding; lactoylglutathione lyase activity.